AUGUUUGACAUGGCCAGCACCCAGACCAGCCUCAAGUCCCCCUUUAAAGAGCUGAGUGCUUUCAAAGGCAGCCUGAAGCGUCUGUACAGAGAGCGUCUCGAAGAUGCCCCCAUAAAGAAGCGUGUGAUGGCCGAGAUGAACCUGAAGAGGCGCAGUCUUGACCAGCUUCAGAAGCCAGCGAAAGUGAAGCGCGAGCGUGAACGUGAGCGCGAUCUAGAAGGGCGUGCAGAGCUACAUGUGGGCGGAGCUAAGGCCCUUGACCUCAGCCCUGGACUUAAACACACUCUGGCUCAGUUCACUUUGAGCAGCCAAAGUUCUCUUGGAGGCCCCGCCGCCUUCUCAGCUCGCACCGGACACGAGCACUCCCCGGCAGGCAUGCCCCCCCUGCCCUCGCCCCCGGUGCUGGGCGGAGGCCCUCUGCUGGUGCCCUGUGACAGCUCCACAGAGCUCACACACUCUGUGCUGGAGGGAGAGUCCAUCUCUUGCUUUGUUGUGGGAGGUGAGAAGCGCCUGUGUCUGCCACAGGUGCUGAACUCAGUGCUGCGCGACUUCUCGCUGCAGCAGAUCAACACAGUCUGUGACGAGCUCUACGUCUACUGCUCACGCUGCGACGCAGAGCAGCUUCAUAUCCUCAAAGUGUUGGGCAUCCUGCCCUUCAACGCUCCGUCCUGCGGCCUCAUCACACUGACCGAUGCUCAGCGUCUGUGCAACGCACUGCUGCGCCCCGGAGCUGCCCUGCCCACAGACCCCAGUGGGAAGCUGUCAGCGCAAUCCCUGCUCAAAGAGAGCGACAGCAGCUUCCAGGUGGAACACCAGUGUCUGGGCAAGUGCCAGGGCCUGUUCGUGCCCCAGUUCUACACUCAACCUGAGGCGCCAUGCAUCCAGUGCGUGGAGUGCCAGCUGCUCUUCUCGCCACAGAAGUUUGUCAUGCACUCGCACAAGUCGCCUGACAAGAGGACCUGCCACUGGGGCUUUGACUCGGCCAAGUGGCCCUGCUACCUGCAGCUGGCCCGCAAGUACCAGGGCUCAUCUGAAGAGGCCAAACUGAAGCAGCGCCUGGACGAGGUCAAGGAGAAGUUCCACUUCCAGCUCAAGCGCUCGCUAGACAAAAAGGCGGUGGAGGAGGAGGAGAGUCGCAUUAAGAAGCCACCGGUGGACAUCUGCCCUCCCAGCGGAAAGUUAUUGGAAAGUGAAAACCUGAAGAAGGGGAAAUCUACUCCUCCUUCGCUGGUGUUUAAUCGACUUUUCAAUGACAUUAAGGAGGAGCCCGGACACCCAGCCCUCGUCCAUCCCAGUUACUUCUUGUACACCUACGAUAAGAUGGUGGCUCCAAACGUGUCUCUGCGGCGGGAGGCGGAGAUGAGUCCGGAGAUGUUAGGAGCUCUGCUGAAGCACCACUACAGCCGCAGGGUCCUGGGCCACGACGAGCCGCCUAUGGACCUGCACGCAUCGCCUCCCGCACCGAUCGUGUCUCCCGACGAGUGCAAGUCUCAGGUCUUUUCGGCAGACAGGGAACGCCAGGCGGCCCAAGCAGUUUCCAUGGAGACCAGCAGCAGUUGUAAGAAGCGCAGCGCCAGCCGCUCCCCUCCUCCUGCUCCUCCUCCUCUCCCCCCCACAUCCUCUUCAUCAUCCCCUCACACGGAGCAAACUGAGCCCAAGGACUUAACGGGCUGCGGCUCCGCGGGGGGUCCUGAAGACGACAAGGACCGGAUCGUGGUGGAAAUCAUGCAGAUGUACGGCAGGCAGCAGGAGAAACUCAACGCCACGCUGCACAAACAACUGCAGCUGGAGAUGGAGUUGGAGGCCUUGCGUGGAGGCGAGGCGGCCCGUCUGAGGGAGCUGAGUGCGGAGCAGAGAGAGCUGCGGUCGGAGCUGGAGGCCGUGCACAGCGAGCAGGCCAGGCAGCUGUCCCACGCCCGACAAGAGCAGCACGAGCUGGAGAGCCGACUGGAGCAGCUCCGACAACAGGGCUGUGCGUGUGAGCCCGGCACGCAGCGGCAACAGGAGGCGCACUACACUGCACAGUUAUCCGAGUUGCGUCAGCGUCUGGAGCGUGCCGAGUCUGACCGGCAGGAGCUGCAGGACGAGCUGCGCCGCGAGAGGGAAGCCCGCGAGAAACUGGAGCGUACAAUCAGCCAACUCAAGCAGCAGAUGAGCCAUAGCUCCAGCUCUGCUCUGGGGGGCAGCCCUUCCCCUCCGCUCACCCCCUCAACAGGACCUCUCCACUCCCUGUCCCCCAUCAACGCCUCCCUCUCAGAGCACCACAAGUAG
Messenger RNA from Knipowitschia caucasica, 2271 nucleotides. Lineage: Eukaryota; Metazoa; Chordata; Actinopteri; Gobiiformes; Gobiidae. The record is from the annotation of a GenBank genome assembly.